AUGAACGAUUUCUAUGUUGGUGAAUCGGUUACAUUGGUCGCAGAAGGGGAGUUUUCACAUCGGUUCAGUCGGAAACAAACGAAUAAGCAUUUGGAACGUGUAGAGAAGGAUUUCAAUGACAUGUUCCAGAAGCUAUGCGAGAAGUAUGAGCGGGAUUUGGAUGCCGAUGGAUGUUGCGGUUAUUAUGAGGAGAAAAAAUUAAUCGAAAAAACUGUUUGA
Molecule: messenger RNA, 219 nt
Organism: Caenorhabditis remanei
Lineage: Eukaryota; Metazoa; Nematoda; Chromadorea; Rhabditida; Rhabditidae
Exons: 2
Coding region: 1-219 (72 amino acids)
Source: RefSeq, a predicted model, not a curated record